Spodoptera exigua (beet armyworm) is the source of this 766-nucleotide messenger RNA. NCBI's taxonomy places the organism in Eukaryota, Metazoa, Arthropoda, Insecta, Lepidoptera, Noctuidae. The record is from the annotation of a GenBank genome assembly.
AAAUUAACAAUACAUUGGCGACUACCUGUGUAAUUGAAGACAGCAUUCUAGACCACAAGACGCAAUGUACAGUCAGACAUACGAAGAUGACGCUCCACUACCUUUAAUUGCAAAUUACACAGUCGUUAAGGAAGAUGAUGAAGAAAAGAGAGAGACAGAAGAUCGUGUUAUACUAGAAAUAGGACGGCAGGAUGAUAAGCCUAAAGAAGAACACACAUUUUCACAUAAAAAGUAUGAUAAAACUAUUUCACAUCACAGAUCUUAUGUACUAGAGGAUUAUGAGCCGAGAAGGAUUUCUUACUUCAGACCCCAUGAAUUGGAUCACAGUGCUACUGAAGGUUCCAGAUACUAUGAGCAAGAAUACAGGGAAGCCAACGUAGUUGAUAUAGCGAACUCUGAGUCCUCUCUAGAUUACUCUCACGAAUCCCAAGAUACCUCAAAAUAUGGCACAGAUGAUCCCACACAAGACACUGCUCUGAAUUGGAAGGAACGCGCUAUGCAGUUGGAGAAAGAAUAUAAAAAGACAGCCUGCGACAGAGAGAGAACGCGGAUGAGGGAUAUGAACCGUGCGUUCGAUUUGCUGCGUUCCAAGUUGCCAGUCACUAAGCCGUCCAAGAAAAAAUACUCCAAAAUUGAAUGUCUAAGGAUAGCCAUCUGUUACAUCAGACACCUGGAGUACAUGUUGUCUGGAGGAUCCCCUGAUGACAAUCCCGCGUUCUUCGAGCUGCAAGCCUCCGACAUGAGACGGAGGCAACAAAGAUACUAG